AUGUUCGCCGAGCCCGCCUGGGACCGCGAUGCGGGGGGCGCCCCCGACCCCGCUCCCCGUCCCGCUCCCCGUCCCCGCCCCGCGCCCGCGCCCGCGCCCGCGCCCGGGCCCCGCCGCCUCCGCGCGCUGCUGCGGCGCCUGGAGGCCUCGGGCCGCUGCGACCGGGACGGGGACGGGGACGGGGACCGGGACGGGGGCAGCAGCUCCGGCUCCGAGCACGAGGCCGCCACGCGCCCCCGGCCCCGGCCCCGCGCUCGUGCUCCAAGCUGCCGGGAGCAGCAGCCGGAGCCGAAGCCCGAGCAGGAGCAGGAACAGGAGCCGGAGCCGGAGCCGCGGCUGAGCCGGCAGCAGUGGAGGAACCGGCAGAAGAACAAGCGGCGGCAGAAGAACAAGUUCAAGGCCCCGGGGGAAGCACAGCCAGACCCUGAUCCGGAGUCACACCCGGAGCAGGAGCAGGAGCGGGUCUCGGGGCGCGCGGCGGCGCUGCGGGCCCGCAUGGAGGCGCGGCUGGAGGCCGCCCGGUUCCGCUACCUGAACCAGCAGUUGCAGGCGGGCAGCAGCCGCCAGGCCGCCCGCCUGCUGCAGCGCGACCCCGAGGCCUUCGCCCUCUACCACCGCGGCUUCGCGCGGCAGGCGGCGCGCUGGCCCGAGCAGCCCGCGCAGCGCGUCGUGCGCUACCUGCGCCGCCGGCCGGCUUCGCUGGUGGUGGCCGACCUCGGCUGCGGCGACUGCCAGGUGGCGCGUGGCGUGCGCAACACGGUGCACUCCUUCGACCUCGUGGCCCUGCAGCCCGGCGUCACCGUCUGCGACAUGGCCGAGGUGCCACUGGGCGACGCUUCCGUGGACGUGGCCGUGUUCUGCCUGUCGCUGAUGGGCACCAACCUACAGGAGAUCCUGGAGGAGGCCAACCGCCUGCUGCGGCCAGGCGGCACCCUGCUGGUGGCAGAGGUCGCCAGCCGCUUCCUGGACGUCCGCACCUUCGUCAGUGCCGUGACCCAGCUGGGCUUCAAGAUCGUCUCGAAGGACCUGGCCAACAACUUCUUCUACUUUUUCGAGUUCAGCAAGACGGGGCGGCCCCAUGCGGGGGCCACGCUGCCCGGCCUGCGGCUCCGGCCCUGCCUCUACAAGAAGCGCUGAGCUACAGGGGACAUCCUGCCCCCCUGCGCUGCCGGGGGCCCCUGCGGCCUGCGGGCCGGGCCGGGAACCCCUUUUCCCUGUGGUCAAUAAAGUUGUUGUUGUUGAUGAUGAAA
This is a messenger RNA of Alligator mississippiensis (American alligator), 1250 nucleotides long. It is a transcript of the gene RRP8, whose product is annotated as ribosomal RNA processing 8. NCBI's taxonomy places the organism in Eukaryota, Metazoa, Chordata, Crocodylia, Alligatoridae. The transcript is spliced from 5 exons. Gene Ontology annotation, biological process: cellular response to glucose starvation; rDNA heterochromatin formation; regulation of transcription by glucose. The record is from RefSeq and is a predicted model, not a curated record. Gene Ontology annotation, cellular component: nucleolus; rDNA heterochromatin; chromatin silencing complex. Bases 1 to 1137 code for a protein of 378 amino acids. Gene Ontology annotation, molecular function: methyltransferase activity.